Messenger RNA from Salvelinus fontinalis (brook trout), 6050 nucleotides. It is a transcript of the gene ccser2a, whose product is annotated as coiled-coil serine-rich protein 2a. The coding region runs from base 258 to 3215 and encodes 985 amino acids. Gene Ontology annotation, biological process: microtubule bundle formation. The transcript has 11 exons. NCBI's taxonomy places the organism in Eukaryota, Metazoa, Chordata, Actinopteri, Salmoniformes, Salmonidae. The record is from RefSeq and is a predicted model, not a curated record. Gene Ontology annotation, molecular function: microtubule binding. Gene Ontology annotation, cellular component: microtubule cytoskeleton.
UAGAAGAGGAUGCUGGAAUGAUAAAGCAUCAUGCAUCUAAUCUCCUUUGAGAAUUCCGCUGAACUGUUUUCUGAUGGACGUUUGAAUUAUUUGACGGCACGGACACGUGGAUAUAGAAACAAACUUGGCGAUGGUGAUACCAAGAGGAUAACUUCAACUUCAGGACAGCCACUGCCUUCAUCUGACACUUGCCUUCCUUGGACCGUGGACCCUAGUAAACCUGACGGAAUAACUUCAUAAUUCUGUUCUUCCAGCUGAUGGAAGAGAAGACACCCAUCAAGCUUGCCAUGGUGUCCAGACUGCCUAAGUUCGGUGUCCGCCCCACCACGGGGGUCACCAGCCCCCUACCCAAUGGAACCACCCCUUCACCCCAAGACAGCAAGACCACCCCCCCAGCAAGACCCAAUGGGGUGGUCCGUGCCUCCUCCUUCUCUCUAAAAUGGAGGAAAGACGGGGGCAGUACUCCAACCACCCCCACUAGCCUUGAAGAUGAUGCAUGCCCAAAGGAGGGAGGGGACAAGCCCAAGACUCAGCACUCCACAUGGGGGAGGGAGAUCAAGAAACCCUCCCCAUCCACCCCUAAGAGGGUCAGGAGGUCUGGUUCGUCUGAGUCAUCUACUUCCAGCCCCAGGGCCAUCCCCCGCCAAGCCGCAAAGACCAGCCCCAAGGCAGGGCCCAGACAGGGGCAGAGCAACUCCUUCAGUGGAGGCCCCAAACUAGGCCAAAAUGGAGCUACUGAUGGCCCAGGACAGUCAGGCUCAGGGCUGGUGAGGCCACGGGCCAGCUCCAGCUCCCCGUGCAGCAGCUCUAGAGAUAGCCUGUCCCAGUCCAGUGACAGCCUCAAGUCCCUCACACUGGACAACAUGGUGCGCUCGCAGAGUUUCACCCACUUCAAGCAGAUCCCGUCCCCGACCAACUUGCCCAUGGCACGCUCCUUCUCGUUUAACCGGGCAGUGGAGCUGGCCAAGCCUCUGGCCAACACCCAGUUACAACCACCCAGGACCAACCACAUCAGAGCCCACCAGCUGUCGAAUGGGAGGCAGGGCCUGGGGAUGGGCCUAGGGACAGGGCUGGGGGGGCUUCAGUAUCCUCGGAGCCUCUCUUCAGCCGGCUCCCCCUCCACAACCCCUAGUGCCCUGAAAAAACCUCUUCUCCCCAACUGUGUUCUGAACAAGCCUUCUGCUCUGGGCUAUAGACUGACACGGCCUGGCCAGGUCAAGCAGCAGAAACCCCUGUUUACAGGGAGGGUGAAGGGGGAGGUCAGGGCUGGAGGAGUGGGGGACGGGGUUAGGGCAGAGUCACCCCCCCUCACCCUCACUCCAGACCCCCUUAGUGACAGCGACAGGACCUCAGGGGGGCAGCUCAGGGGGACAGGGGAGGGGCUAGAGGACAUGUCUCUCUCCUCAGCCUCAUCGCUCUCUCGAGGAGACACCAGCGAGGAGUUCUUGGAUGACUUUAAUAACCUGGCUGAUGGGGAUGUCCCAGACAACAGGACGAGAGAUAGUACUGCCACUCAGACCCGCCUGCGGAGCUUCCUGAAUGAGACCAUGGACUGGAAUGAGAUGGGCCUCUCAGGGCGGAAGGAGGAAGUUGUGGUGAGGACAGUCCUUAACAUCCUGCCCCCAGAGAGGGGAGACUUCCUUCAGGGCUCGUCUCUGGAGCUGUCCCCCUCCAACAGCUCGGGGGGCACUUACAUGUGGGACGAGGAGGAUCUGGAGCCCCUGGGACCCAGAACACACCCAUGUGAGAGCUAUGAUGACUCAGACCGCCUCAACAGCAUGGACAUUCUGAACAACCUGGACCCCCUGGAGCCAGCUGACCUGGAGGACGACGACCUCAUGCUGGACGUGGACCUCCCUGAGGACGGAUCUCUACGAACACAGACAACAGUGGCUCCAGACGCUGAUGAGAUGGCCCAUUCUGACCGCUCAGAGAGGGGGGGACGAAAGGGUCACUGGAGGAGGAGACAGCCUCGCUGGAAUGGACUAGACCACUUCCAUAAUGACAACAGGGGUCCAGUGUUCCAGCAGUAUGAGGGUUACACUUGUCAUGGAGGGUUCAUGGUUGGCCCCCGUCCUCUUCCUCCUGUAGGGAGACACGAUGGCUACUUGGGGGCGCUGGAUGAGCUCACACUCAAACACAUGGCCCAGGACUGCAGCUCUGUGAAAAACAAGCUGCUCAAACUCAAUAGUUUAUUACAGAUGGAGGAUGGAGGCCCAGAGGUUGUGAAGGAGGGUGAGGAGGUUGAGGAGGAUAACAGCACAACUAUACAGUUGGAGGAGCUAAUGAAGGAGGUGCGGGAGCUCAGGGAGGAGCUGAGGGAUAAGGACAGGACAAUCACACAGCUCACACGACAGCAACAGGCGUCUGCUCAUGCUGACCAGCCUGGGAGCUGUCACUGUCACCAGAGGCCACCGUCGCUCGAGGAGGACAGACAGACGCACCAAGACAAGGCCACACAGACCCCCUGGAGAGGACAAGGAAACAGCCAUGCCCUUCAAAUACUACAGCCUUCCAGCCCCAGCCACCACGAGCACCUCACCCAGGAAAGACUAGUAAAAACAGCCCUCACCGAGGGCCACAGUGACCCCCAGAGAAGGAGGAGCAGGGGAGAUAGGUCCCCUUGCACAGACUCUGACCGCCCUGCUAGAAGCCCGGCCAGGGGUGUCGACACUCCCCCAGCGCCCAACCCAGAUGAGUUGAGCGUGCUGCUCAGCACCCAGCUCAACAUCAAUGACAGAGAAGGGCCUGGGACCACUCCCAGCCCUACCCAGGGGCUCCCUGCAGCCAGCAGCCCAGCAACAGGAGCGCUUUCCAGGCCAGACGGGGGGCAGCGAGCCUCUCCAGAGGGCCCUGGCUGCCCUCGCGUCCUGCAGCGGCCUCGCCUCCACAAACGCGUGUCUGUCCCAGCUCUGCCUCAGAGGUACACUAAUGGCUCUCUUCUCCGAUCAGGCUCUGUAGGACUGCUGGCCAACCACAGGACCAAGCAGCUGCCGCCUCCCUCCAGGGGUCUACCCUGCUUCAAUUCUGGUCCCCAGGCAGUGGGCCCCUCCUUGGGCUGCAGUGUGCUUGCUCAGCCCUGCACGCUGGAGGUCAGGAGGGACCUCGAGAGCACCAGCCCCCCUAGUCUGGAAAUGCUAGACCUGGGACUUCUCGGAGCUAGAGUCCUGGUUCCCCCCAUCCUGUCACGCCUCCCCAAGCCAAAGAUCCAUUGAAGAGUUCACAUCAUCAAACAUAUUAUAUACUGUAUAACAUCUCUCCUCUUCCACAGCCUCAUGGUUAUGACUGAGAUACAUGGAGGGACUGUUUCUAACUGACAAAUCUCCUUCAUAAAUUGUCCAGUUACUUACUUACUUACUUAGCAGCCUUUCAUUGCACAUACUCAUUAUUUUUCUGUAUAUGACAAACAUUAAUAUUUUUUAUCUGGUAAUCUCACACGUGUGUUUUCUUUAAGAACGCCAAGACUGUACAGAAUGCUCCGGUCAACUCUACUCACACUCACAUGGGUCCUUCCUCUGGAACAGCAGAACAUGGUUUGACCAUGGUCUUCCAUGACCUCAGCAAUGUUACAUUUCUCCCAGAGGGUAAAAAUAGAAUGACAGAAAAAAAGCAGAGGGGUGGGGGGAGAAAUAAGGAGUGGAGCUUUCUGCUCAAACAGGGAAAUGGGUUGAAUGAAGAAUCAUUCAAAGAAAGAGGCUCAAAGAUAAACACAAUUCUCCUGAAUUAACCACAGUUCAUCUUGUAGUCCUAUUUCACCUCUAUGAGUAUGUAAGGUGAUGUGUGUCUGUAUGGGUGCUCUCCCUUUCAUCUGAGAUCAACGUCAGUGUUUAUUGUAUUUUGAGUUUAGGGCUAAGGUCAGUUUGAGGAUUUGAGGGUUGUGUUUAUCUCCUCUUCAGAAUAGUGGUUAACGUUUGGAUGCAUUCAGACAUGGAGAGUGUGUUAAACAGUUUCUGACAGACUAUGGCAGCUUCCAUGAAUGUGGGCUAUGGCUGUAAGUUAAUGACUCUGGCACUCUCUGUUUUACAGUACCCAUUAAUACCAUGCACACAUGAAAACACACACACACAUAACACACACACACAUAACACACACACACACACACACACACCAACCAAAUACUCUCACCACGUUAGCGCUGUCCAUAAAUUCAAAUCACUGUACACAGUAGUGUUGUUUCAAGUAAUUUAUUAUAGUAAGCUAGAUGGUCAACAGUGUCUUGUUUUUUUAGUAUAAAUCCGACCGACUGAGAGACACACACACUUCUGGAAAAUUCUCAUAUGGACAUUGAUCCAUCUGUCCCCUACAGCAAGACAAGAUGGGUGCCAGUGUGGUCCUGGGGGACUGAGCUGAGCCCAGGUGAUGACAGGUGUGUGUGUGUGUGUGUGUGUGUGUGUGUGUGUGUGUGUGUGUGUGUGUGUGUGUGUGUGUGUGUGUGUGUGUGUGUGUGUGUGUGUGUGUGUGUGUGUGUGUGUGUGUGUGUGUGUGUGUGUGUGUGUGUGUGUGUGUGUGUGUGGUGUGUGUUUUGUGUGUGUUUUGUGGGAGAGAGAAUAUUUGUGUUUGCCAUGGUGAGAUGUCCCAUGCCAUCCGGACCUGUCAGUCAAUACUGCUUGGUAAUUCCAAACAGAGAAAUCAAUAGGACCUUGGUUUUUAGUGAGAAGGGAGGAUGUGUGUGAGUCUCUAGAUAUACCAAUCUGGCAGUGUUUUCAUUGGGUGUGUGUGUGUGUCAGGUGUACAGUAUGUGCCCACAGGCCACAGAAAUAAAGCCAGGGAGAAAGGGUAAUGCUGUUCUCUCCAUCAGCCAAUCAAUAGCUUUCAUCAAUAAUUCUAAAGCAGGAGUAUAACUAUCUCGGGGGUCCAACAGGUCGAUCUCGCAGCCCGUACUCUGCCAUGAUGUGCACUAGGCCUAAACAGAUAAAUCGCUAGCCAAACACAUUCGUCUCUUGCUAGGUGUGUACUUGAAUUAAAGGGGAAUUACACUCAAACGUAUACAUUUUGAAAAAAAAUUCAAGACCUUAACAUUUUUAUUUUGAUGUGAUUUAUGCAUUCUGAACAUCCAAUUUUGUUGUUUUUCGAUAAGUAAUUGUCUGAGUGAAACAACAGAAAAAAGCAAGCAGAUAAAUGAGUAGCUCGCAGCAUUUUUUGAAGUAGAUCUCAUGUUAGAAAUUGCCGGAGACACCUGAGUUAGCUAAACCAGAACAAAGAGCCCACACUGCAACAAAACGAGCGGAAUGAAUUAGCCAUUUCUAACACGUUCUCUUUAGUGGCAAAACUAGCAAGCGUUUUUUGUUCAUUGUGUUAGUUAAUGGAACAUAGCUGCCUGCCUAUCAUCAUUAGCAUAUUAUACUUUACUUUUUUGUAGCUGUUGUUAAAGAUGACAUAUUUGAUGCAAUUGUGCAUGUUCCGUUUAGGAUAGGGUUGUCCACUCUGCUGUUUGGUUGUCGGUCAAGGCUUUGGGCGUACUCUGAUCACAUUUCUAACAACAUGGGGGUUAAUUAAUAAUUGUGAAUCUACCUACACUGUUAAUGCAACAGGACUACAAUUCCCUCCAGUUUUUCCACUACUUACACAUAAACCACUAGAAGUUUACACACCAGUUAACUAAUUUGUUGAUUACUUACUUAGUUACUUAGUUACUAAAGUGUAAUUACAACCGUUGUGAGAGGUAUAUGUCUAUCUUCAAUGUUUAACAUUUCUUGUUUCUGUAUUUCAUGUCAAAUUACCUAUCCACCCAUCCUGCUGUAAUACAUUAUCCCAUUGCAUAACAUGCAAUAUUGUAAGAAACAACAGCUAUAUUAACCAAUAUACACACUGUUAUUGCAGCAACGCUAUAUGCCUAACAACUGUUAAGCAACGCUAUAUGCAAGUGGAUUUUUAUUUUAUUUUUUAAAGCUAAUCAGCGAUGCACUUUAAAUGACAGUUGCGACUGAAGGAACACUAAACGGGAGAUUUGACUGGAUUCUUUUGUGUUUUCCUUUCUCUGUUUGUACUGUACGUCACGUUCUCUCUCCUGGAGGUUGUGUGAGACAGCAAUAAAGACUGUAUCAAACUUG